AUGUCUCAAUACCCAAUUCUUUCUUUUUCAUCAUCACAUCAUCCUACUUCUAACGAAGCCUCUGAUCGAUCCGAAGAAGAAAAAUGGGUGAUCGGAACUGAAACAACAACAAGAACAGAUACAAUACAGUCUAACACUCCUUCUUCUUCUUCCUAUAACCAAAAACAUUUAAAACAUUUUAAAAUUCUUUCGUACAAUUUAUUCAUGAGACCUCUCGUAAAAACCAAUGCCAGUGAUUAUAAAGAUGCAAGGCUUGAGGAGCUCAUGAUGGAAUGGAAGAGUCGGAGGAUUGACAUUUUGUGUUUGCAGGAAUUAUUCUCAACUGCCAGUUAUCGAUCUUCUCGAGUAUUGAAUGAAUUUUGUUAUAAAAAGAAUGAUCAUACUAAUGAAGAAGAAAAUGUUUCUGAAAAUGACAGCCAUUGUUGCUAUCAUUAUGUACAUUUACAACAAGAUUAUUGGAAAUUAAAACCAAUCGACUCUGGAUUAUUUAUUUUAAGUCGAUUCCCAAUCGUGGAGAGGGAUGCAUUUAUAUUUUCACAGGGAUGCGAUAUUGACGGCUAUACAACGAAGGGAGUGAUUUAUGCACGCGUAGAUUUGCAAUGUGAAACUCUUUCAAGCAAGAGCACAAAUGAAAUUCCAAUGAACACACACUCAAAGCAAUGUCUUGUGUUUAACACUCACACACAGGCAAAUUAUGAUUUAACAAAUCCCAAAUAUUGGAAAAUUCAACAAUCACAAAUUAUUGAAAUUGCACUUUUUGUGAGUGAGAAAAUGAAGCAACAUCCGAGUGUACCUGUAUUGAUCUGUGGAGAUUUCAAUGUAGACGCUCGAAAUAGACAAGAGUGGUACGAUUGGAUGAUGAAAACAAUGAAUGACAUUAUUUUCAAUGAGAAUAUUCGUUCUGAAAUGGCAAACAAGUACACCUUAAUACGGGCUCCCACUGUGGGUCUGAAUGAUCCAGGGACAGAGACUACUCGAAAUGUGACCUCUUCGAGUCCUCACCACACGUAUCAUUCUGACAUGAACCGCCAAUGCAAUGCUUCUUGCUCGAAUCAUGACAAUAUUGAAAAUGUCAAUACAUCAAGUCAGACAUUUUUGCAUGACAUUAUUUUGGAACAUCACAAACGUCAUCCCAUAACCUUUGGAGACGUCAUUCUAGAUGAAGACACCAAACAGGAAAAGCCACGAGAAAUUCAUCUCUCCCAUCCACAUACACUCUGUACCAAACAACGUCUCGAUUAUAUCUUUCACAUUCACCAAGAGAGUAGUUCUUCAGUCUGCACAAAAACACGUCUCGAAUGCAUCAAGUGUUACGUCGAACCAUUCUUCCGAACUCCCAAUCAUAUCAUGCCAUGCACUCAACUCAGUGACCAUUACUCGGUCUAUGCAGAAUUUUGUGUUGUGGAUGAUGCUGUAGAACAGAAUUAG
This is a messenger RNA of Naegleria fowleri, 1428 nucleotides long. RefSeq lists its product as uncharacterized. Gene Ontology annotation, molecular function: sphingomyelin phosphodiesterase activity. Bases 1 to 1428 code for a protein of 475 amino acids. The transcript has a single exon. The record is from RefSeq and is a predicted model, not a curated record. Gene Ontology annotation, cellular component: cytoplasm; extracellular region. Lineage: Eukaryota; Heterolobosea; Eutetramitea; Acrasida; Naegleriidae.